GAUUCAUGCACUUUCACACUUUUAAUUCAAGGCUUCGUUAAUCCUUUUUUCAUCCCCAAAAUUGCUUCUUGACUAUUGAAUUUGUGGAAUUUCGAGGGAAAAAAUGGAGGCAGAGUGUGUGAGUAGAUACCACCGGCAUCAGCCCUGCGAGCAUCAGUGCUCUUCUUGCGUGGUCAAGCACAUCAAGGCGCCAGUUGACAUUGUUUGGUCGUUGGUUAGGAGAUUCGAUCAGCCACAGAAGUACAAGCCCUUUGUUAGUCGGUGCAUUGUUCAAGGUGAUCUGAAGAUUGGGAGUGUUAGAGAGGUCAAUGUGAAGUCAGGACUCCCUGCAACAACGAGCACCGAGAGGUUGGAAAUGCUCGAUGAUCAAGAACAUAUACUUGGAGUCAAGUUUGUUGGUGGUGAUCAUAGACUUAAGAAUUACUCGUCAAUAAUCACAGUCCAUCCCGAUGUAAUUGAUGGGACUGAAGGGACAAAAGUUAUUGAAUCAUUUGUUGUGGAUGUGCCCAAUGGGAAUACUCAAGACGAAACGUGCUACUUCGUGAAAGCCCUAAUCAACUGCAACCUCAAGUCUUUGGCUGAUGUCUCCGAAAGAAUGGCAAUGAGAGGACUAGUUUCCACCAGCCAACCACCUACUCUACUUUGAUAGGCCAUUCCAACGAAAUCCUUCGUUGCCAUCAAGAUUUUGUCGGGUUUUCUUGGACACUCUAGGACAGUUUGCCUCUCCUCUUGUUGCGAGUCUGUAUGUUUUCUGAUGGAGUAAGUUAUUCCUAGUAGACCAAGAAUGCAUCCAUGUAUGUACAAAUUGUUUGUGAAUCUCUUGCCUCUUUGCAAAUUACAAGGCUAUGUGUAUAUGUAUAUGUGAAAUGUACAUGUUUUGUGCUUCUCGGGAUCGUUCCUAGUCUUUUAUUGGGUGAUUCCGAGGUGAUUUUUGUCGAACUGUGUUUCUCUCAGUCAUGGGAUCGUUCACUCGACCGACUAGGUCGGCCCAAAUGUUGGAACUUUCGUAUUGUCAAUGAUUUCUUUCGUUUAUCA
This is a messenger RNA of Salvia hispanica, 1035 nucleotides long. RefSeq names its product abscisic acid receptor PYL3-like. Gene Ontology annotation, molecular function: protein phosphatase inhibitor activity; signaling receptor activity; abscisic acid binding. NCBI's taxonomy places the organism in Eukaryota, Viridiplantae, Streptophyta, Magnoliopsida, Lamiales, Lamiaceae. Gene Ontology annotation, biological process: abscisic acid-activated signaling pathway. The record is from RefSeq and is a predicted model, not a curated record. Gene Ontology annotation, cellular component: nucleus; cytoplasm.